AUGGCGACCUUUGCACGUCCUGUGGCCUCGUCAAUUUCGGGUAUUGAAUUCGGAGUUUAUUCGGAUGAAGAUGUCAAGUCCAUUUCCGUAAAGCGAAUUCACAAUACCCCGACUUUGGAUUCUUUUAAUAAUCCUGUCCCCGGUGGUUUAUACGAUCCGGCUCUGGGUGCUUGGGGAGAUCAUGUCUGCACGACCUGCCGUCAGAAUUCGUGGUCUUGUACUGGACAUCCUGGACAUAUUGAGCUUCCUGUUCGCGUUUACAAUGUCACCUUCUUCGACCAGUUAUACCGACUACUUAGAGCGCAAUGUGUCUACUGCCAUCGUUUUCAGAUGCCCCGGGUCCAAAUCAAUGCCUAUGUGUGCAAGCUACGACUCCUACAAUACGGACUAGUCGACGAAGUUGAGGCCAUAGAGGCGAUGGGGACUGGUCAAGGAAACAAGAAAAAGUCUGAAAAGGACGCCGACGAUUCCGGCAGCGAGGAAGAAGACGACGAUGACCUCGUCGCUCGCAGGAACGCAUACGUCAAGAAAGUGAUUCGGGAGGCACAUGUGGCCGGCAGACUGAAGGGUAUCAUGUCUGGUGCGAAGAAUCCCAUGGCUGCGGAGCAGAGACGGACUUUGGUCAAGCAGUUCUUCAAGGAUCUCGUCAGCAUCAAAAAAUGCAGCAGCUGCAGCGGAAUCUCACCUAAUUACCGGAGAGACCGUUUCUCGAAGAUUUUCCGAAAGCCUCUGCCCGAGAAGUCCAGACUAGCUAUGGUACAGGCCGGAUUUCAAGCGCCGAACUCCCUCAUUCUUCUCCAGCAGGCAAAGAAGUUGAACACGAAGGCAAAAGAGUCGAUGGCCAAUGGCAUUUCUGAUACGGCUAGUACAGUUUCUGAAACACAUGGCGCUGAGGAAGAAGUUGCUCGUGGUAAUGCUGUCGUUGCACAAGCCGAAAGUAAGAAGUCAGCAGCUGGCGAUGCUGGACAAUAUAUGCCUUCGCCAGAAGUGCAUGCUGCGAUGAUACUGCUCUUCGAGAAGGAGAAAGAGAUUUUGAGCCUUAUAUACAACUCUCGGCCUCUUCCCAAAAAGGAAGCCCAAGUCAGUGCGGACAUGUUCUUCAUCAAAAACAUCCUGGUGCCACCAAAUAAAUAUAGACCUGCUGCCCCUCAAGGGCCCGGUGAGAUCAUGGAAGCACAGCAAAAUACCCCGUUCACCCACAUUCUGAAGAACUGUGACAUCAUCAAUCAAAUCAGCAAGGAAAGACAGAAUGCUGGUGCCGAUUCAGUCACUCGAAUGCGUGAUUAUCGCGAUCUCCUUCAUGCUAUCGUACAGCUCCAAGAUACUGUUAACGGGUUGAUUGACAAGGACAGAGGCGCAUCGGGCCCGGCAGCAGGCCAGGCCGCCAACGGUAUCAAGCAGAUCUUGGAAAAGAAGGAGGGUUUGUUCAGAAAGAACAUGAUGGGCAAACGUGUCAAUUUUGCUGCUCGAAGUGUCAUUUCUCCCGAUCCCAAUAUUGAAACGAACGAGAUUGGUGUUCCACUGGUCUUCGCGAAAAAGCUCACUUAUCCAGAGCCUGUGACGAAUCACAACUUCUGGGAAAUGAAGCAAGCUGUCAUCAAUGGUCCAGACAAAUAUCCGGGCGCUACUGCGAUUGAAAAUGAAUUGGGCCAAGUGACCAACCUCAAAUUCAAGAGUCUUGACGAGCGAACAGCUUUGGCCAAUCAGUUGCUGGCACCGUCGAAUUGGCGGAUGAAGGGAGCACGUAACAAGAAGGUCUACCGUCACCUUACCACUGGUGAUGUCGUCCUCAUGAACCGGCAGCCUACGCUUCACAAGCCGUCCAUCAUGGGUCAUAAGGCUCGUGUGCUGGCGAAUGAGAGAGUUAUUCGGAUGCACUACGCUAAUUGUAACACCUACAACGCCGACUUCGAUGGUGACGAAAUGAAUAUGCAUUUCCCUCAGAACGAACUUGCUCGAGCUGAAGCUAUGAUGCUUGCUGACGCCGACCACCAGUAUCUUGUGGCGACAUCUGGUAAGCCUUUGAGAGGUUUGAUCCAAGAUCACAUCUCGAUGGGAACGUGGUUCACAUGUCGAGACGCAUUUUUUGAUGAGGAGGAUUAUCAUGAGCUGCUCUACAGCUGUCUCAGACCUGAGAACUCUCAUACCAUCACAGAACGGAUUCAGCUUGUGGAGCCUACUCUGUUGAAACCAAAGCGUCUUUGGACUGGAAAGCAAGUGAUUACAACAAUUCUCAAGAACAUCAUGCCUCCGGGAAGAGCAGGUCUCAACCUGAAGAGCAAGUCUUCCACUCCUGGAGACCGAUGGGGCGAAGGCAACGAGGAAGGCACUGUAAUCUUCAAAGACGGCGAGAUGCUGUGUGGUAUUCUCGAUAAGAAGCAAAUCGGCCCUACUGCUGGCGGUCUUAUUGAUGCCAUCCAUGAGAUCUAUGGCCACACCAUUGCGGGACGGCUGAUCAGUAUUCUCGGACGACUCUUGACAAGAUAUCUGAACAUGCGUGCAUUCACUUGCGGUAUCGAUGAUCUUCGGUUGACCAAGGAAGGUGAUCGUGUCCGUAAAGAGAAGAUUAGCCAAGCUGCCAGCAUUGGACGGGAGGUUGCGCUUAAGUAUGUGACUCUCGAUCAAACCACAGUCCCUGAUCAAGAUGCCGAACUGCGCCGAAGAUUGGAAGACGUCCUCCGGGACGAUGAUAAGCAAAGUGGUUUGGAUAGUGUCUCGAACGCUCGGACGGCCAAGCUCUCUACCGAGAUCACUCAGGCUUGUCUUCCAAAAGGCUUGGCCAAGCCGUUCCCGUGGAAUCAGAUGCAGUCUAUGACGAUUUCUGGAGCUAAGGGUUCAAGUGUCAACGCGAACCUGAUUUCUUGCAACCUGGGACAACAGGUUUUGGAAGGUCGACGUGUGCCUGUUAUGAUCAGUGGCAAGACCUUGCCAUCCUUCAGGGCCUUUGAUACCCACCCUAUGGCUGGUGGUUAUGUCUGUGGUCGUUUCUUGACUGGUAUCAAGCCUCAGGAGUACUACUUCCAUGCUAUGGCGGGUCGAGAAGGUCUUAUCGAUACUGCCGUCAAAACUUCUAGAUCUGGAUAUCUGCAGCGUUGUUUGAUCAAGGGUAUGGAAGGUCUGAGAGCCGAGUACGAUACAUCUGUCCGCGAGUCUUCAGACGGUUCCAUCGUUCAAUUCUUGUACGGAGAGGAUGGACUUGAUAUCACAAAACAAGUGCACCUGAAGGACUUCGAUUUCCUGACUUCGAACUAUGUCUCUAUCAUGCAGUCUGUCAACCUUACAAGCGACUUCCAUAACCUCGAGAAGGACGAAGUGACAAACUGGCACAAGGACGCCAUGAAGAAGGUCCGCAAGACAGGAAAGGUCGACGCUAUGGACCCGGUGCUGUCUGUUUAUCACCCUGGAGGUAACCUGGGUAGUACGUCCGAGGCAUUCUCGCAGGCGCUCAAGAAGUACGAGGACACCAAUCCUGACAAACUUCUUCGAGACAAGAAAAAGAGUAUCGACGGUAUCAUCAGUAAGAAGGCAUUCAAUACUUUGAUGAACAUGAAGUAUCUCAAGUCUGUUGUCGACCCUGGCGAAGCGGUCGGUAUCGUUGCUAGUCAGUCUAUUGGAGAGCCGUCAACCCAGAUGACCCUGAACACCUUCCACUUGGCUGGUCACUCCGCAAAGAACGUGACGCUGGGUAUUCCUCGUCUGCGUGAAAUUGUCAUGACUGCAAGCGCUCACAUCAUGACGCCUACGAUGACGCUGAUCUUGAACGAAGAAUUGUCAAAGGAACAUUCUGAGAGAUUUGCAAAGGCCAUCAGCAAGCUUAGUAUUGCCGAGGUGAUCGACAAGGUUCGAAUCAAGGAGAGAAUUGCUUCAGCCGGUUCACGCUCCAAGGUUUACGACGUCGAGAUUGCCUUCUUCCCAGUAGAGGAGUACACGAAAGAGUAUGCGAUCACCACCAAGGAUGUCCAAAACACUCUGCAGAACAAGUUCAUUCCAAAGCUUGUUAAGCUCACCAGAGCCGAGCUCAAGAGACGUAAUGACGAGAAGUCUCUGAAGAGCUUCUCGACCGCCCAGCCUGAGAUUGGUGUUUCCGUGGGUGUCAUCGAGGAAGGGCCGCGGGGACCCGACCGUGAGGUCGAACCCGCACAAGACGAUGAUGAGGACGAUGAAGACGACGCCAAGCGGGCGAGGAGCGGUCAGAACCGGUCGAACCAGGUCUCGUAUGAAGGUCCCGAGCAGGAAGAAAUAGACAUGGUCAGACAGCAGGAUGCUGAAGAUGACGAAGACGAGGAUGAAAGUGGUGAGGGCCGUCACCAGAAUUCUGAUGUCGAAAUGGAGGACGCCUCCGACGACGAAUCAGACGAUGAGACGAAAGACACCAAAUUGCGCGAGGAGGAUAUCAAGGGCAAAUAUGGCGAAGUCACACAGUUCAAGUUCAACCCCAGCAAGGGCACAUCAUGCGUCGUCCAGCUGCAGUAUGACAUCUCCACUCCCAAGCUCCUCCUCCUGCCUCUGGUCGAAGAGGCCGCUCGCAGCGCCGUCAUCCAGUCUAUCCCUGGCCUCGGCAACUGUACGUAUGUCGAGGCGGACCCACUCAAGGGCGAGCCCGCACAUGUCAUCACCGAGGGCGUCAAUCUGCUCGCCAUGCGCGAUUACCAGGAUAUCAUCAAGCCUCACUCCCUCUACACCAACUCAAUCCAUCACAUGCUCAUGCUGUACGGUGUCGAGGCCGCGCGAGCGUCCAUCGUUCGAGAAAUGUCCGAUGUUUUCCAGGGUCACAGUAUCUCAGUCGACAACCGCCAUCUGAAUUUGAUCGGUGAUGUGAUGACCCAGUCUGGUGGUUUCCGCGCCUUCAACCGUAACGGUCUCGUCAAGGAUAGCUCGUCGCCUCUGGCCAAGAUGAGCUUCGAGACUACCGUCGGUUUCCUGAAGGAUGCUGUGAUCGAGAGGGACUUCGAUAACCUCAAGAGCCCUAGCAGCAGAAUCGUGGCGGGUCGGGCUGGCAUGGUCGGCACGGGCGCCUUCGACGUGCUUGCUCCUGUCGCAUGA
This is a messenger RNA of Aspergillus thermomutatus, 5043 nucleotides long. Its product is annotated as DNA-directed RNA polymerase I core subunit RPA190. The coding region runs from base 1 to 5043 and encodes 1680 amino acids. Lineage: Eukaryota; Fungi; Ascomycota; Eurotiomycetes; Eurotiales; Aspergillaceae. Gene Ontology annotation, biological process: DNA-templated transcription. The transcript is spliced from 4 exons. Gene Ontology annotation, cellular component: RNA polymerase I complex. Gene Ontology annotation, molecular function: DNA binding; DNA-directed RNA polymerase activity. The record is from RefSeq and is a predicted model, not a curated record.